UUAAUCAGCUGUCAAGCAAGCUGCAUUUUCUUUUAACAAAAGUGUUGUGUCUUGUGUCGAGACGAGUCGAGAAAUCGUAUCGUUCGUUUGCUGGCUAGUUUUGCAAUACCAGCACAAAAAAGCCAUAAAGUUUUGUUAUUGCUAAAUGUUUAAUCCGGUUGUGCGUUACAGUUCGGUGCAGUGAACAGUUUUCCGCUUUAAAAACGAGCAUAAAUUUAGCUAGUAGUAGACAGUAACAGAUACCUACUACAGCAGGAUAAGAUUAACACUGUGUCAGCGGAUAGAGUACGGUCGUGAGUUCGGUCUCGGUUGCUGGAGCGUGAAAAGCAAGACAGCGGCAGCAGCAGCAGCAGUAGAAGCAAAAUGAACAGCUUAGUAAGAGUGUUUAGCAAUUUUAGAGAAUUCUACAGUGAGAUCAACGGUGCUACCCUGACGGGGGCCAUCGAUGUGGUCAUCGUAGAACAACCGGAUGGAUCGUUUUUGUGUUCACCAUUUCACGUGCGUUUCGGAAAGCUGGGAGUUUUGCGAAGCCGCGAAAAGAUCGUCGACAUCGAGGUCAACGGUGAACCGGUAGAUAUCCAUAUGAAAUUAGGAGAAUCCGGUGAAGCAUUUUUCGUCGAAGAAUGCCCCGAAGAGGAUGGCGAUGUUCCGGCGCACAUGGCGACGUCGCCCAUACCGAGCAGUUCCUUCGAUGCAAACUUCGAAAGCUCGAUCACCAACGUCGUUGGCAAGGAGGAUGUCGUCAUUCCUAGACCGAGGCGAAAUUCGAUCGAUUUUUCGAAGGAAAUUACCGAGACAGAAAAGGCUAAGUUUGAAAAUCAAAACUCCGACUACAGCCACCGGAGGCACACAGACAACACAACCGGCCGGCCGGAUUUGACCUUGUCGAAGAAGGAGUACACUACCCAGAAGCUUCGCCAGGAAUGGGCUGAAGUAGAGCAAGAGCAGAUGUUUCAAAUGGAAGAAAUUGAUGUUCCGACUAGCAAUUGGACAAACAGUACUCCUCUACCUCCAAGUGAAGUACAAGAGAUGCAUUUCAAACCGAUUGAGGCAGCGCCACCAUCGGCGGAAUCAAAACCAAUCCCCACCGAACCGGUGGCACCUAACGAAGAGCAGCAGAGCUCAACCGUAGACGACAAACUGAACAGUGACUCUAAAUCGAAGAAAAAACGCCGAAAGAAGUCAAUCAUGAAAAAGAAAAACUCCCAGCGCAAAAGCUCGACCAGCAGCUCGGGUGGGUCGAAUCAUUCGGACCCGAACGACGGAGCGGAAACGGACAGUGUGACUGCUUCGCAGCAAACCGCUUCGUCCGCCAGUGGAUCUCCGAAAGAAAACGAGCAGGAAACCGGCAGCGAUGCUCAACCGAACGCUAGCGAGCUCGCGGAGGCAUCGCAGGUCGAAGUCGAAAGCGACCUCAAAAGUGCCAUAGAGCAACCCUCGAACCCGCGGGUCCACGAGCUGGACAUUCAUUUUUUCAGCGAUACGGAAAUCGCUACCGGGCUCAGCCCGCGCCAGUCUCGUCCGUCGACCCCGGUGCAGAGCGAUACGGAGUUUGAAAUUUCCCAACGCGACAAUAACAAAGAUGAGAGCAUGUCAGCCUCCUGGAAAUGGGGCGAGCUCCCAACGAAACCCGAGGAACCAGAAGAUCUCUCCGACAACCAGACCAAGCGAACGAUGCUCAGCGGACUGAUGAGCUUCAUGAAGUAUAACAAAAAACUACGCAAAAAUGUUCCGGACGGGCUGUACCUGUCCGAUUUUGAUGAAUCGCUAGAUCCGGAAGUAGCAGCUCUCUAUUUUCCACCGUCGUCUUCCAAAGCGCAGCAGACGCAAAACGAGGAGGACAGAGAAAGUGGAAACGGUACCUCACUGCCACAUAGCCCGACCUCGUUGGAGGGAGUCAAAAGUCUGGAUUCGGACUUUGACGAUAAGAUUGAUAAGCAAUCGCUAGAUUUCAUUGCCAUGUCGCUGUGCGGUGGGCUGGAAAACGGUACACCUUCGAAUGAGGAAUUCGAAAAGCACAGACUACACUACGCAGACGUUUGCGCUAAUCCGAUUAUAUUCUCUUCCCCGGAGCUGGUUGUUCGUAUCAACGAUAAAUAUUUCACCUGGGCAGCCGCUUGCCCCCAGGUAAUGACAAUGUUAGCAUUUCAAAAGACGCUUCCGAAUGACUUCGGGGAUGCUUCCAAGUUGCAACCGGCGAAAGGGAUCGCGGAGGUUCCCAAGCAGAAUGCCCAGCCGAAUGCCGCAACUGAACCACCAGCCAACACGCGGUGGUGGAUUUGGCGUCGGUCUAACGGACGGAAAUCGGACGGCGAACCCGAGCAGCCUUCCCUGGAGGAAUCGAGAUCGUCUGCGGUGGCCACACAAACGUCUCGUUCUAACUCGCCGGAUGACCCGCCGGCUCCGCCAUCGGCGGCGCCAGAAAGUAUCCCUAAAGUGAAGGACGCCAAGGAAGAUAGCUACAAUGGUUCCUUAGACUCGGAAAGUUUGGAGCUGCCGGUCGAACCGAACAUGGCCCUUGAGAGCAUCACCUACAGUGAGCCCAGCGCCGUUUCGGUAGAAAAGUAUCGCAAAACACUGCGUCUUUCGUCGGACCAAAUCGACAGUCUGAAUCUGAUCGACGGGGUGAAUGAGAUGGUUUUUAGCGUCACCACUGCUUACCAGGGAACCUCCCGCUGCAAGUGCUACGUGUUCAAGUGGAGAUACAACGAUAAGGUUGUUAUCUCCGACAUCGACGGGACUAUCACGAAAUCUGACGUGUUGGGUCACAUUCUACCGAUGGUAGGAAAAAAUUGGGAACAAAUUGGCGUGGCACAAUUGUUUUCGAAAAUCGAGGAAAAUGGGUACAAAAUGUUGUACCUUUCGGCGCGCGCUAUUGGACAGGCGAAGACAACACGCGGCUACCUUCAGUCGAUCAAGCAAGGCGAUGUUAAGCUACCAGACGGACCGUUGCUGCUGAAUCCUACCUCACUGAUGUCGGCUUUCCACCGCGAGGUGAUCGAAAAGAAACCGGAACAGUUCAAGAUAGCCUGCUUGAGCGACAUUCAGGCUUUGUUUCCCGAUAAGAAUCCUUUCUACGCUGGUUAUGGUAAUAGAAUCAAUGAUGUGUGGGCCUACCGAGCAGUUGGGAUACCGAUUUCACGAAUUUUCACCAUCAACACUAAGGGAGAGCUUAAGCACGAACUCACGCAAACAUUCCAAUCAACCUACGCGAAUAUGGCAUACAUCGUGGACCAACUGUUUCCGCCCAUCAAACACAUCGAGGAGGAAGACAGCGAAUAUACCAGUUUCAACUACUGGCGGGAUCCAGUACCGGAUAUAGAUUUGAAUCUAGACCUAUCCAGCAAUUCUCAGCAGGGCGGCAACGUUAGUACGGCCGCCCUCAACACCACUAGCGGUGGUGCACUUCCGUACGAGAAAGUGACUCCGACGAGCACCCUAAUACAGCAGGCACUACCGACGAUUCCAGAAAACUCAAUCCAUUAAACACAACAACCACUGGGCUUGCAAAUCUGUGUAGGUUUUUAUAACUAAAAUAUCCACAUAAAACUAGAAUACUAAAAUAACAAACAGCUUCAUGUGACUUGAACCAAAUCCGUUAAUGUCAUUAUCAUGUAAGGAGCUUCAAUUAUUGUGUAACGCAUCACUGGGUGACAAGCGUAGUACGAAAGCUAGGAAACAGCUCAAUAUGUUACAGUUCGUCUAUAGUUAUAUACCCUUAAUACUGUAUCCGUGAAAGCAGCGGGACUAAUUUCAACUAUUUAGAUAGCAUACAUGAACAAAUCGUGAACAGCUGUUUUAGACGUUAUGUUUAGAUUUAGUUUUCCUUACAUCUAAAUUAUGUUCUCAGUUAAAACUCGAGAACAAGUGCGCCGAUUAAACCAACGGUCCAUACCAGAGCUAGGAAAAAAAAUGUGAUAAAAAUUAUUUCUAUUUAUGUUUACUUUGAUAGGCAGAUUAGCAAAGUUGAAAGAAAAACGAAACAGUUCUCGUACUAAUAAUUGUUUGAACGUUAGUUUUCGGUGCGCGUAUUUUUCUUCUGAUUCUGAUGUUAAGUUAAUCACUAACAGGAAUUAUUCACAGCAUAAACCUUUGUCAAGCAUACCUAUUAGGACUAGCGCUACAAAAUACUAGUAUAUCGUGGCCGUAUUGAAAUUACUCGAACGUUGAAUAAACGCUAAAU
Molecule: messenger RNA, 4183 nt
Organism: Sabethes cyaneus
Lineage: Eukaryota; Metazoa; Arthropoda; Insecta; Diptera; Culicidae
Gene: Lpin
Product: phosphatidate phosphatase LPIN3
Exons: 6
Coding region: 364-3486 (1040 amino acids)
Biological process (GO): cellular response to insulin stimulus; triglyceride biosynthetic process; fatty acid catabolic process
Cellular component (GO): nucleus
Molecular function (GO): transcription coactivator activity; phosphatidate phosphatase activity
Source: RefSeq, a predicted model, not a curated record